Xylaria bambusicola is the source of this 924-nucleotide messenger RNA. RefSeq lists its product as uncharacterized. Lineage: Eukaryota; Fungi; Ascomycota; Sordariomycetes; Xylariales; Xylariaceae. The record is from RefSeq and is a predicted model, not a curated record. The coding region runs from base 1 to 924 and encodes 307 amino acids. The transcript has a single exon.
AUGGUGAGACAUGUUUCGACGCGUCUCCAAGUCCGACAUGUUAGCAUUGCGCCGUCCAGCUUCCGAUAUCACGUCCCCAAGGUUGUGAAGGAAGCUCAGCCAUCCAUGAAUAACCUGAGACGUACAUCACUCCAGGAGGUGGACAGUAUCACAGCGAAUUCGAAACUAACUAAGAUACUGCGCAUCUGUAAACAGGAUGCUGAGAACUGCCUGCGAGAGCUCAAUGAUCGUGACUCAUUCGAUGUGGAACAUAUCAAUAAAUGGAUCUGGAAGUUUGAGGGCCAGGCACACAAGCUCAAGUCCACCCGUCGCCGAUACAUGGCACUUUGCACAAUGCAAAUUCUCUUGAACAUUGUUUGGAGCCAUUCUUAUCCCUCGAAUCCCAACCGUAUGUCGAUGCGGAUCUUGGGCUUCAUGCAGGAAUUCGAAAGGCGGGAGAUACAAUGGUUUGGCUUACGAGAUGCUUUAAUACAAUGUAUCGAAUCUACACAACGUUCAUACACCAUCUCAGAAGCAUCCAUCUUCCAAUCUAAAGAGGCAGAAGAAGGACAACAGCUGGAGGACCAAGAGAGUUGGCUGAAAAUACAGGCUGCACAAGAUCAACUUCGACGAGCCCGAGCCAUCAUGCAAGCCUCCGAUGCCCUCCUUUUGGAGUCCCUAUAUGCGUUAAAUUCCCGAGUCCUGAGAAGAGUUAUCGACGAUGCAAUGCUGGUCACCGAGACCCUUGAAAUGAUCAACAACCGAACAUGGCUGGAGGAACACCUGGCAACCGCGCAGGAGUAUUUGUCUAGCUUGCAAACCGAAAUAUCCCUGAUAACUGGAUCAUCCACUCCGUCGCUCAAUGAUGACGACAGAUACGAACUAGAGUCUAUUAUGAAGCUCUAUGAUCUGUAUCUUACUAUUGACAAGAUGCAUUUAAACUAA